Molecule: messenger RNA, 4487 nt
Organism: Onychostoma macrolepis
Lineage: Eukaryota; Metazoa; Chordata; Actinopteri; Cypriniformes; Cyprinidae
Gene: nrde2
Product: NRDE-2, necessary for RNA interference, domain containing
Exons: 15
Coding region: 929-4399 (1156 amino acids)
Biological process (GO): RNA processing; negative regulation of RNA catabolic process; regulatory ncRNA-mediated post-transcriptional gene silencing
Cellular component (GO): catalytic step 2 spliceosome
Molecular function (GO): protein binding
Source: RefSeq, a predicted model, not a curated record
GAUUGUAACAGCGUCUCUGAUUGGUUACGUUAGACCUGCAAUGCGUCAAGCCAUUGCGCUCAGUGUGUCCCGGAUCACGCAGCACUGGAACCGGCGGGCCAACAAGCCCUUCGGUUAGACAGGACAGGACAGGGCUGAUUAAAUUUCUCUCCUGGGAUCAGAUCUCAUAUUAUAGACUCACCGUGAGACUCCUUCACAUCCAGAAAGUUAAGGUUAAAAUGAGUUUUCUAGAAAGUAAUGGUAAGCACAAAGUGCUGCGCUCUUUGUCUAACAUAAAGCCAACUGGACACACUCGCAGAUUUCAAAAUAAAUAACACUUCAAACAGUGUGAAAUGAAGGUUGCGGCAUCGGAAAUAAAUAAAUACUGUAUAUCGGUGUUAUGAUAAUAAUAAAAGAUUUUCACUUACUAUGACAAAUCCUUUGUUAAAUAUGUGCAGUAUACUUUUGCAAAACUAUUACAAUAAUAUAUUAACUUUUGAGCUUCUUUGUUCUCAAUCUACUAUAACGUUACAAUAAAACUUCUUAAAAUGUCUUAAUCGCCAUGGAAAAUAUUUCCCCCCGCUAUUCCUAAAAUCCUUUAAAUAAAUCGGCUGAACAGUUUUGAAAAGUUUAACGAUUCCUUCACGCAGUGGACUGAACCAGUUCGAGCGAUUAUCGAAUCAAAUUGAUUCACCUGAGAACCGAUGAAUGAGUUCAUGAUCCCAGUUUUUAGAUUUGGAUGAUUUAAUGGGGUGAAAUGCAAGUUUAUCAUAAUAGCAGGAAAAUGACAAAUUAAACGAACUGGGAAAUAUAUGACUUGGCCUGUGUGAUAUUUUAUCAACACGCAUAAGAAAUAGAGUUGGUUUAAAGAUGCUAAAACUUUUUUGAGGUCGCAGGCGGAUGACGUAACCGGCGCGCGUCUGUUUUGAUCUGUGUGAACUGAAGAAACAUGGCUCUUUUCCCGUCCUUCUGUGGACUGUCAGCCAAUAACAGCUCUACUGGGGAUACAGCUCCAGCAGAUCUGGAAUGGCUGAGUAAUCAGAGCUUCAGCACAGAAGAUGCUUUGAAGACUCACCAGCGGGCCACAGAGAGAGUGCAAGCAGAGGCAGAAGAACCAGCAGGCACAAGAGAGCAGAAGCAUAAAGAGAGAGAAGAUAGCCAUGGCAGAUCGAAGAAGAGAAAGAAAGAAAAGAAGAAAAAGCACAAGAAGAAGAAGAACAGAGACAACUCGGAGAGCAGUGGAUCUGAAUCAGACACAGUUUACCCCAGCGACCUGUUAAAAAAGGAGAACGCUGACAGAGAGGAAGCUCAAGUUCGGGUGAGCGAGACCUUUAUGUGGCUGGAUGACCUCCAGACCCCCACUGACUCCCCCUUCUGUAUUGACAGAAGAGCUGACCGUGCCAACUGGGAAUACAAAUCCCUCUAUAGGGGAGACAUAGCCAGGUAUAAGAGGAAGGGAGGCUCAUGCCUGGGGUUAGACAUCAGGAUGCAGGCUGUGAACUGGAACGAUGGUGGCCCAGAGAAGAAGCGAGUGGACAAGAAACACGAACGCUAUUUCUGUCCCUCCACCCGUCGGCUGCUCCGGUCAGAUGGUCUGCCUGCUUUACCCGUACUCUCUGAGGGCAUUGCCGUCAGCUCUGAUACUUACAUCAAGCUCUCAGCCUGCACUGAAGAGCAGGGCUCUUCCACCCAGGCACCCGUAUCGUGGGUAAAUCCGCUGGGCAUCUAUGACUGUGGAACCUCUCUUUGGCUGGAGGGCAAGGGUCAACCAGAGGUCAAGAGAGAUCAGCAGGACGUUGAGGCUCAAGGGAGCAGCAGCACCCUUCUGAGUGCACGGGUGGAGGAGUUUAACAGGAAGCUACGGGAGAAUCCUACGGACACCCAGCUGUGGCUGGACUUUGUACACUUCCAGGAUGAACUGGCCUUUGGUUCUAGUUCAUUCUCAGUUGCCACUGACACUGACAAUGAUGGUGAGAUGAAGAAGAUGUCUCUUCGUGCCGUGCUGGAGAAGAAGCUGUCCAUUGUGGACAGGGCAGUGGAAAGUAACCCUGCCAACGUGGACCUGAAACUGGAGAAACUCCAUCUGUGCAAAGAACUAUGGGAGCCUGCCACCCUGCAGAAAGAGUGGAAGAAACUAGUGUUCAUCCAUCCAAACAGCGCGCCUUUAUGGAGGAAGUAUCUUCUCUUCACACAGAGUCAUUUCAGCACGUUCUCUGUGUCAAAAGUCAACAGCAUGUUCGGAAAGUGUUUAAGCACGCUCAGUGCAGUCCAAGAUGGCAGUAUGGUGUCUCACCCUCCGCUUCCAGGCACUCAGGAAGACCUCUUAGAUAUCUUUCUACAGCAGUGCCAUUUCCUGCGGCAGGCGGGUCACACCGAGAAAGCUACGUGUCUCUUCCAAGCCCUUCUGGACUUCACUUUCUUCAAGCCAGACAGUGUGAAAGACCUUCCCACUAGACAACAGGUGGAUUUUUUUGAGCCAUUUUGGGACAGUGGAGAGCCCAGGAUUGGGGAACGGGGAGCUCGGGGAUGGAAGGCUUGGAUGCUUCAGCAGGAGAGAGGAGGAUGGGUGAUUCCACCUGAGCCAGAUGAGGAUGACGAAGAAGAGCAGGACGACUCCGAGAUCAAAGACAAGACCUGGCCUAAGUGGAAGAUCUGGUUAGAUGUAGAGGCAUCACGAGAGGCAAACCACUGGUUGCCAUGGAGACCAGAUAAAACCAAGGGCCAAUCAGAAGAGGACUGUGAGGACCCCGACAGGCAGGUCUUGUUUGAUGAUAUUGGCCCAUCUAUGAUUCGUGUGGACAGAGUAGAUCUCCAGCUGCAGUUGAUCCUGUCAUUCCUGCAGUUCCUAGGUCUGCCUGGACCUUCAGGAAGGUUCUCUACAACCUCUUCCUCAAACAUUCUAUUGGAUGAUCUCGCCUUCCUUGAAGAGGGCCCAGACCCGGAGCGACCACUGACCUCUCAUGACCUCCCAUUGGCUGGGACCUGUGCAGUGGGUCACAUGACAUUUCUGAGUGACUGCAGGAGACAGGCAGGGUUGUGUAAAGCAGGGGAGGAGUUUCUCCAGAACGUUUUACAGCAAACUCUCCCACUCGUGUCUGUACAGGAUCAAGCUACCAUUACCCUCUGCUGGCUGCAGUAUGAGAAACUAAAGGUGCUGAGAUGUCUACGCAGUGGAAAUAAAAGGCGACUGAAGUCUCAGGGGAAGCGUAGUAAACGGCUAGCAAAACGACUGCUAAAAGAGCCAGAUAACAGGGGCAGCCUGGCACUUUGGAGAGAGUAUGCCCAUCUGGAGUGGCUUCUGGGUAAUCUGGAGGAGGCACGCAAAGUAUUUGACACUGCCUUGGGCAUGGGCGUGACUAGAGGCCUUAAUGAUCCUGUUCUCUGUAACCUCUGCUUUCUCUAUGCCCAGUUAGAGGUAGAGCAGGCCUUAAACAGUGGGACAGUCCCUACUUCCAAAGCUGUCUACAUUCUUACUAAAUUAGCCGAGGGUGCUGCCUACACACCUUUCGCUGGUCAGAUCAACCCAGUGGCCAUAUUAAAGGCCAGAAAGACCUAUGAGCAGGCCCUCUUGAGCUUUUUACCUGAGCAGAGCACAGGCAGCAAUGCUGCAGCUUCAAAGAAAUUCCACAGGAUGUCCAGCCUGGUAGGAUGUUUUGGGCUUUUUCAGUACCUCACAGUGGGGAUAGAUGCAGCUGAUGCUGUGUACAGUCAGGCCAUCCAAAAACUGAUUUCCAGCAACUUGAAUUUAGAAGUAACACAUGGAUCUCUGAGGAGACCCAAGGCCUUUUCAGACUGGGAGUCUGUUGCUGUCCAGCAUGUAGCACUGCUGCGCCACCACGCCAGCACCAGUGUGUUUCCUCUCUCUCGGCUAAGAUUGGCACUUACAGAUGCCCUCUCCUUACUGCCCUUCAGCGCCUCAUUAUGGCAACUCUACCUUCAAACAGAGAACCGAUAUCACAGCGCUGGCCGUGCCCGCAGGUUUUUCCACAGUGUGGCAAAGAAAACUAACAGUGUUGUGCCGUAUCUUUUCGCCGUUACUGCAGAGCAACGACUGAGACAGAUGCUGGACUCUGUUCAGAGGUCUCAUCUUCCUGGAGAAGCCCUGCCCACCAUACCAAAUAAUGGUCUUAGCAACCGUAUCCGCUGUCUGUUUGAAAAUGCUACAGCAACAGAACAUGGGGCCCACUGUCCUCUGCUCUGGAGAAUGUAUCUGAACUUCAUGGUAUGUGAUGGGAAUGCAGAGAGGGGCAGUGGAAUCUUCUACAAGGCCCUACAGGCAGUGCCCUGGGUAAAGGGCUUGUACAUGGACGCAGUGCAGCUGUUCCCUGAACGUGUGCAAGAGUUUUUAGAUCUUAUGACUGAGAAGGAGUUGCGUCUCAGAGUGCCCAUGGAGGAGGUGGAAAUCUUGCUGGAGGACUAACCAUCAAAACCCUUCCCAUAACAACAGCAAAAAAAAAAAAGAAAAGAAAAAGGUUUUAUUUAUUUUUAUUUUGGAAAUAAAUGAUAUA